Neolamprologus brichardi is the source of this 1228-nucleotide messenger RNA. The record is from RefSeq and is a predicted model, not a curated record. NCBI's taxonomy places the organism in Eukaryota, Metazoa, Chordata, Actinopteri, Cichliformes, Cichlidae.
AGGACAACGCUGAGAGAGCGUUCCCCAUAGUGAGACACCGAAACGAAUGUUUGAAAGAGAACUCCCUCUGACCGAAAUAAAAGGGAUUAAUUAAUGACAUAAAAAAGUCUGAAGUUGUCUCGCCAACUCAGUGGGCUGAGAGAGCUGAGCAGAAGGCCAGAGAGAGAAUUCAGCCCCUUCUGGAUGAAGCCCAGCAAAUUGGUGAGUCCAGGAACAACAGAAUGAACUCUCCACUGAGGAGUCGAGUGCCUGAACAGGCUGCAGAGAGGGCAGAAGAAAGUGCUGAGCAGCUGAGUGAAGAGCUGCUGGACGAUUUGUGGCGGGUGGCGUGGACAGUUAGGACAGACAGACAGCUGCAGGACAUGGGCCAGGACAGGCUGCAGGCCCCAACCCUGGAGAGUAUGCUGCUUCGUAUGGAGGAGAUACAGCGGGAUCAGGAGGAAGUGAGGAGGCGGUUUGCUUCUAUCACCUAUUCAGACCCUCUUUACUUGAAACAACCAGGACCAGCAGGAUCCCAGUCCCAUGCCCCCAGCUCCAGGCCAGCCUCUCCUCAGCCAAUUAGGCUCACAAAUCCAGUGCUGAAGCAGACCUCUGCAGCGGAUAUUGUCCUUGAAAAACCUGUCGAGACUGGCUUCCUGUGUGAGAACAGCCUGACAGAGGAGGCAUCCCAAGAUGAGCAGCAUCCUGCAAACAACACCAUGUUCCCUGGCCCUCUGGAGGGAAGCAAGGCGCCUGUUAUCUCAGUGCCAGGCAGCAUGCUGAGAGGCAUUCGGCAGUACCGGGAAGACUAUGAGGCUUACCUGCGCGCUGUGGCUCAUGAGGCUGUGGGCAGCUUCGACCCCUGGGCCGUUGCAGACGGGUAGAAAACUGAUUGUUUUAAUAAUGACUUAAGCUAAUGAGACAUGUGCAUAAACAUGAUCAGGGAAUUUUGUUUGCACUGGCUGAUUGCCACCAGUGUUUGAAGUAUGCAUUGCAGUUAUGAUCUGUCUCAGUCAUCGGGAUAGUCUAAAGUGCUUGAGUUUAAGACAACUGCAGUUGUAUUUUUCGAUUUUUAAAGACGUUUCACCUUUCAUCCGAGAGGCUUUUUCAGUUAUAAAAGCUGAUAGGGAGUCUCAGGAAUUUACCUCUUAGUGGGGUUGUCCCACUGAAGGUGAGAGUCACUGAUCCACCUUGUCAUUAUGUGAGUGAUUAGAGUCACGUGAGCCAAGGUGUCAAUUCGCUGCUCCAC